Gracilinanus agilis (Agile Gracile Mouse Opossum) is the source of this 1258-nucleotide messenger RNA. It is a transcript of the gene SBK1, whose product is annotated as SH3 domain binding kinase 1. Lineage: Eukaryota; Metazoa; Chordata; Mammalia; Didelphimorphia; Didelphidae. Gene Ontology annotation, molecular function: protein serine/threonine kinase activity; ATP binding. Gene Ontology annotation, biological process: peptidyl-threonine phosphorylation; peptidyl-serine phosphorylation. The coding region runs from base 1 to 1191 and encodes 396 amino acids. The record is from RefSeq and is a predicted model, not a curated record. The transcript has 3 exons.
AUGAGCGGCGGCUGCCCAGAGCAGGAGCCCCCCCGCGCGCUGGCCUGCUGCAGCGGCAGUGGGGUGCCCCUCCUCACCGAGGACAUGCAGGCACUCACCAUCCGCACACUCUCGGGCACAGAUGUCAGCAAGCACUAUGACCUCAUCCGGGAGCUGGGCAAAGGCACCUAUGGCAAGGUGGACCUGGUGUCCCACAAGAGCACAGGGACCAAGAUGGCUCUGAAGUUUGUGAAUAAGAGCAAGACAAAAUUGAAGAAUUUCCUUCGGGAAGUCAGCAUCACCAACACACUCUCCUCCAGCCCUUUCAUCAUCAAAGUCUUCGACGUGGUGUUUGAGACCGAGGACUGCUACGUCUUUGCCCAGGAGUACGCGCCCGGCGGGGACCUCUUCGACAUCAUCCCACCCCAGGUGGGGCUCCCCGAGGACACAGUGAAGAGAUGUGUGCAGCAGCUCGGCCUGGCCCUGGACUACAUGCACGGACGGCACCUGGUACACCGAGACGUCAAGCCCGAGAACGUGCUGCUCUUUGACCGGGACUGCCGACGGGUGAAGCUGGCCGACUUCGGCAUGACCCGAAGGGUGGGCUGCCGAGUGAAGCGGGUCAGCGGCACCAUCCCCUAUACGGCCCCCGAGGUGUGCCAGGCGGGCAGGGCCGAGGGCUUCGCCGUGGACACCGGCGUCGACGUCUGGGCCUUCGGUGUCCUCAUCUUCUGCGUCCUCACCGGCAACUUCCCCUGGGAAGCCGCCUCGGGCACGGACGCCUUCUUCGAGGAGUUCGUGAGGUGGCAGAAGGGGAGGCUUCCCGGCCUGCCCUCCCAGUGGCGAAGGUUCACGGAACCGGCCCUGCGGAUGUUCCAGAGGCUGCUGGCCCUGGACCCCGAGAGGCGGGGGCCGGCCAAGGAGGUCUUCCGCUUCCUCAAGCACGAGCUCACCUCGGAGCUCCGUCGCCGGCCUUCUUGCCGCGCCCGCAAGCCCGCUGGUGACCGCCUGCCUGCUGGGCCGCACCGCCAGGAGGCCCCAGCACCACUCAAGAGGACCGUGCUGACCGAGAGCAGCGGGACCAGGCCCUCGCCUCCCACCCCUCCUGAAUCUGGCCUCACCUCGCCAGGGCCGGCCAGCAGGACGGAUGGGCGGCAGGACAAGAGCAAGGGGCAGCUGGUCCUGGCCACAGCCAUAGAGAUUUGCGUCUGAGCUGCCCCCCUGCCCGAUGCCGGUCCCCCCUUCAAGGGCUCCUCUGUGGCAACUCCUAGGGAGGGCU